Telopea speciosissima is the source of this 1704-nucleotide messenger RNA. RefSeq names its product laccase-11-like. The transcript has 6 exons. Gene Ontology annotation, molecular function: copper ion binding; hydroquinone:oxygen oxidoreductase activity. Gene Ontology annotation, biological process: lignin catabolic process. Lineage: Eukaryota; Viridiplantae; Streptophyta; Magnoliopsida; Proteales; Proteaceae. Gene Ontology annotation, cellular component: apoplast. The record is from RefSeq and is a predicted model, not a curated record. The coding region runs from base 3 to 1697 and encodes 564 amino acids.
AAAUGGGAAAACAUUGCAGUUUGUAUCAGGGUUUUCUCUUUCUCUUGUUAUGUUUAAUUGUGUUUCUUUCUUUUCCAGUGGAGGCUGCCCUGAAGAAGUACCAAUUUGAUAUUCAAGUCAAGAAUGUGAGUAGGUUGUGCCAUGCCAAGCCUAUUGUUACUGUGAAUGGAAUGUUCCCAGGACCUACCAUAUAUGUAAAAGAAGGCGAUCGAGUUCUCGUCAAUGUCACCAAUUACGCCAAAUAUAACAUGUCCAUUCAUUGGCAUGGCUUGAAGCAAUUCCGCAAUGGUUGGGCUGAUGGACCAGCUUACAUAACCCAGUGUCCUAUCAAGACUGGAAACAGUUACACUUAUGAUUUCAAUGCGACUGGUCAGAGAGGAACAUUAUGGUGGCAUGCUCAUAUUUUGUGGCUAAGAACCACAGUUUAUGGUGCCAUUGUUAUCUUGCCCAAGAAUGGGACUUCAUUUCCAUUCCCUCAACCUCAUUCUGAAACUAAUAUUCUGCUUGGAGAAUGGUGGAAUACUGAUGUGGAAGAGAAUGUUAAACAAGCUAACAAGUUGGGUCUACCACCGAACAUGUCCGACGCUCAUACCAUUAAUGGGAAGCCAGGACCACUCUUCCCCUAUUCAGAGAAAUAUACCUUUGCAAUGGAAGUAGAAUUGGGUAAGACCUACCUUUUGAGGAUCAUCAAUGCUGCACUCGAAGAUGAACUCUUCUUCGCUAUUGCUGGUCACAACAUGACAGUGGUGGAGAUUGAUGCAGUCUAUACUAAACCCUUCACAACUCAGGCUCUGAUAAUUGCACCAGGCCAGACCACAAAUGUUCUGGUUAGAGCCGAUCAAGCACCGGGAAGAUACUUCAUGGCUACUAGAGCUUUCAUGGAUGUACCAAUUCCUGUGGACAAUAAAACUGCCACAGCAAUCCUACAAUAUAAAGGCAUCCCCAAUAGUAUUAUGCCUGUGAUGCCACAACUACCUGCACCUAAUAACACAGAAUUUGUAUUGAGCUACAAUCGAAAACUUAGAAGCCUAAACACUCCUCAAUUUCCUGCAAAUGUUCCUCUCAAGGUUGAUAGACAUCUUUUCUACACAAUUGGUCUUGGAAAAAACCUAUGCCCAUCUUGCCAGAAUGGAACAAAACUGACUGCUUCAUUGAACAACAUCACCUUUAUGAUGCCUAAAACUGGCCUUCUUCAAGCACACUAUUUCAAUACCAAGGGAGUGUUUACCACUGAUUUCCCUGAUAAGCCACCAACUCCUUUCAAUUACACUGGUGCACCACUUACUGCUAACCUUGGUACUUCUUUGGAGACAAUGCCUAGGCUGAGUAGGGUAGCAUUCAAUACCACAGUAGAAUUAGUAUUACAGGACACUAAUCUUCUUACUGUGGAGUCUCAUCCAUUCCAUCUUCAUGGUUACAACUUCUUUGUCGUCGGAACAGGAAUGGGUAACUUUGAUCCAGCAAAAGACACUGCAAAAUUUAACUUGGUUGAUCCUCCUGAAAGAAAUACAGUGGGAGUUUCAACUGGAGGUUGGACUGCUAUCAGAUUUAGAGCUGAUAAUCCAGGUGUCUGGUUCAUGCAUUGUCAUUUAGAGCUCCAUACUAUGUGGGGAUUGAAGAUGGCUUUCGUUGUAGAUAACGGAAAAUCACCAGAAGAAUCUGUUUUACCUCCUCCAAACGACCUCCCGCCGUGCUAGACACCAA